AUGUGGCCACACAGUGCUUUGCCCAGGCCAUUAAGAGCAUGCGAUGGUGAUGCGCCACGUGUCGCCAUUGGAGUGUACCACCUCUCCUUGCCCGUCUUAGUCAUCAUCGGUAUCCUUCUUCUCUCCUUCUUGGUGGUGCACGUGGCGGUGCCUGUGGGGCAGCGUUUCGGCUUCUCCUUCAACGAGUUCGGACGCAGCUUGAAGCAACUGCGGAAGGUCAUCGACCCCAUGCUGAAAGAGAUUUGGUGCAAACCUGUCGCUUCCAUGACCGAAGCUCCGAGCACAUUGGCAUUGGGUACUCCUGACGCCUUCUCCUGGGCGGACUUGGAGCGCUUGGGCAUUUUGGGGAACCUCACCACGGCGCAGCUGCAGCAAGCAGCCGAGAACCCCGACAGCUUCCUGCGCGCAGCUGCAGCCGGGUCGCGAGAGCUCCUGCUCAGCGCCUGUGCGGCCCGUACUGCCCAGCUGCACCCGCAGGCCGAGGCACAACAGGUUUACCAAGAGCUGGCGCAGGCGCAUCUCCGAGAGUUCCUGACCCCGGAGUUCGCCACCCAGUCUCCGAAUUUUACGGCGAUGCUGGACACGGUCCUGGAUGCCGCAUACACCUUCAACGAGGAGACCCUGCCCGUGCCGGAGGAAGGCCCUGAGCAAGAAGAGGCUGAUGAGCUCCGGCUCGUGGGCUCGGAGCACGCGGAGCACGCACAUGGCGAUGUCGUCACCGUCGCCUCGGCCGCAGACGAACUGCCCGCCAAGACACCCUUUGCGGCAAACAGCACCUUCAGUACUACAUCUUUGGAAAACCGGGCAUUCCUGAUGGACUCUCUGGACUUUGGCCUAUUCUCAGCGGCACCUCGUUUCGGCCAGCUUGCACGCCAGAGCAUUCCAGUCAUCUGGGUGAGCCUGGUGUCUUUAUGGCCUGGGCUGCUGUCCAGCUUCCUUCAGAUGAUCUGGUGCGUGCCAGUUCCGGAAGACGAUGUCAUCGUGAACCGACUGCUGCCCAACCCCUCCGUCAUUUGCUGGUCCGACGAGCACCUGGUUUCUGCUCGCUUCGCCAUCGCUGGACUCUUUUUUUGGUGCCUGGGCAUACCGAUUGCACUGGCCACCUUAUUGCUGCGCCUCCCCGAUAGACACGCUCCUGACAACUUCAGGCGAUUCGGCUAUUUCUUCCAGGGCCUGGAGCGACAGUUUUGGUGGUGGGAUCUCCUCGUCAAGCGCUUCGACCUGGGGCUGAUGAUGCUCGUCGCCUACACUUCAGUUGUGCCCGAUCCCGCGGCGAAACUCGCUAUCUUCCCUGUCCUCUCGGGAUUCCAGGCGUUGCUGGUAGCGUGCGUCCGGCCCUAUACAAACGAUCAAGCUGAGAUACUGGAUGUCUUGGAGGUGACCCUGUGCUCAAUCCGGUUUCUGCUCUUCAGUGGAGUGGCGAUGCUUCUCAACCUGGAGACGUCGACACAGACGGUUCACUUGGUGGCCUACCUCCUCUUGCUGGUCUUGGUGCUUGGCUGUAUGGACUUCUUCGCCCACUUCGCGGCGCAGGUCUUGCGAGAUGCAGCGACUCGGACCAAGUCUUCGGCUGAAAAAUCCGCGCCCUGGAGAUCUUUAGGUGGAUUUCAGCGCUUUGUCAUCGACUUGGCGUUGCCCUUGUUUACCGAGGCGCGGUCUGCAAAGGGUGCAAAGUGA
Symbiodinium sp. CCMP2592 is the source of this 1677-nucleotide messenger RNA. The record is from the annotation of a GenBank genome assembly. NCBI's taxonomy places the organism in Eukaryota, Dinophyceae, Suessiales, Symbiodiniaceae.